GCCGUCUCCGGCUAUAUCCGCCGCUCGGUCCCGUCAGUCUGUGCUGCUCCCGGCCGCCGUGUCUUCUGUCCCCGCCGGGAACCAUGAACCGCUCCGGGAGGAAGGAGGAGGAGACCCUCAUAGAGAUGUCCGGGGCCGGUGAAGACCUCAAUGGGCCUCUGUACGAAAUCAACUCCAAUGCAGAUUCAGAGAUUCCAAGUAACUCGGAGGGCCUCAGCAGCACAGAGAGUACGUUCCUCAUCACCAGUCCUCAGAGGAUAGAAAAGCAUCAUCAGAGUAAAGAUUCUGUCUUCUUCCGUGAUGGCGUCCGGAGUCGACUUUGUAUUUCUUAUGUUGAUGAACCGAGCAAAGAAGUAGACCGGCGAAAAGCUGAGAGAAGACGAGAAUUUGAAUUGAACUUGCAGAAAGCGGGUCUGGAGCUAGAAACCGAAGACAAGAAGGAGUCGGAGAAUGGAAAAAAUUAUUUUGUCAAGAUCCAUGCGCCCUGGGAGGUCCUCUCCACCUACGCCGAGGUGCUGAAUAUCAAGAUGCCCUUAAAGGAGAAUGAUAUGGUCCUGAAGACGGAAAACCCUCUAAACUGGUUUCUGAAAACCUUCAAACUUCCGUAUGACGUCAUGAACCCAGAACCAGAUUAUUUCACGGCCCCUUUCAGCAAGCAGAGGCAGGAGCUGUUCUACAUCCGCGACCAGAACACGUUCUUCACACCGGCCACCAGGAACAGGAUAGUCUAUUACAUCCUCUCUCGUUGCCCCUACGGAAUUGGGGAGGAGAAGAGAAAGUUUGGUAUUAAGAGGCUGUUAAGCAAUGGAACGUACACGGCCGCCUUCCCUCUCCAUGACUGUCAGUAUUGGAAGAAGUCCCAGGACGUGACCUGUGAGAGCGAGCGGUAUACAUUGCAUAAACACUGGGCCAGAUUUGGAAAGUUUUACAAGGAGCAGCCGACGAUCUCGAUCAGAAAGUACUACGGGGAGAAGAUUGGAAUCUACUUUGCUUGGCUCGGCUUCUAUACAGAGAUGUUAUCUUAUGCUGCUAUUGUUGGGUUUUUAUGCUUCCUGUACGGAUGGAUAACAAUGGAUGACAGCAUCAGUAGUAAAGAGAUCUGUGAUAAGGACAUUGGGGGACAAAUCUUCAUGUGUCCGCUGUGUGACCAGACCUGUGAAUUCUGGAGGUUAAACGCCACAUGUGAACCUUCUCAGUAUUCACACUUGUUUGACAACGUGGCCACCCUCUUCUUUGCCAUCUUCAUGGGAAUAUGGGUGACCUUAUUCCUGGAGUUCUGGAAGCGGCGGCAGGCGCGGCUGGAGUACGAGUGGGACUUGGUUGACUUUGAGGAAGAACAACAGCAACUUCAGCUGAGACCAGAAUAUGAGGCCAAAUGCACCCAAAAAAGGAAAAACCCGGUGACGCAGGAGAUGGAACCUUUCUUGCCUUUAACUAGCAAGGCGGCCCGGUUCUGCUUCUCAGGGACCACGGUGCUAUUCUGGAUCGCUUUAAUCAUAGCCAGCAUGAUCGCGGUUAUUGUCUAUCGGUUGGCGGUCUAUGCCGCGUUCGCCAGCGUUAUGGAGAACAACCACACGCUGGAGCCCAUCAGUGGGCUGCUAACACCACAGCUGGCCACCUCGGUGACUGCUUCCUGCCUGAACUUCAUCAUGAUCAUGAUCUUGAACUUCUUGUAUGAACGCGUGGCUAUCUGGAUCACCGACAUGGAAAUUCCCAGAACUCACCUGGAGUACGAGAACCGGCUCACUAUGAAAAUGUUCCUCUUCCAGUUCGUCAACUACUACUCCUCAUGUUUCUAUGUGGCUUUCUUCAAGGGGAAGUUUGUUGGCUAUCCCGGCGAGUACACUUAUAUGUUCAACCGUUGGCGUAAUGAGGAGUGUGACCCGGCUGGCUGUCUGAUCGAGCUCACAACACAACUCACUAUAGUUAUGGCUGGGAAGCAAAUCUGGGGAAAUAUACAGGAGGCCUUCGUUCCGUGGAUAAUGAACUGGUGGAGAAGUAGAAAAGCCAGAAAUAGCCCAGAGACUCUGUACAGCAGAUGGGAACAGGACUUUGACCUACAGGUCUUUGGAGGUCUGGGACUCUUCUACGAAUAUCUUGAAAUGGUGGUCCAGUUUGGGUUCAUUACCUUAUUUGUGGCCUCCUUUCCUUUGGCUCCGCUCCUCGCUCUCCUGAACAACAUCCUGGAGAUUCGUGUCGACUCUUGGAAAUUAACUACGCAGUUCAGGCGACCGUUUGCAGCGAAGGCUCACAGCAUUGGGGUGUGGCAGGAAAUCCUGAAUGGAGUUGCCAUCUUAUCCGUCGUAACGAAUGCAUUUAUCGUGGCGUUCACCUCCGACAUGAUCCCCCGCUUGGUCUACUAUUAUGCCUACUCUGAUGACAACGAUUCUUCAGGAUAUAUUAGCAGCAGCCUCUCUGUGUUUGACGUUUCUGAUUUUCAGAAUUUCAGCAUGCCACAGAAUAACGAAAUGAAUGUCACUUUGUGCAGGUACAGAGAUUAUCGUUACCCUCCAGACCACGAGAGGAGAUAUCUACACACCAUGCAGUACUGGCACAUACUGGCAGCAAAAAUGGCCUUUAUCAUCAUUAUGGAGCACGUCGUGUUUCUCGUCAAAUUCUUCGUGGCCUGGCUGAUCCCAGACGUCCCAUCCGAGGUGAAGGCCAGAGUCAAACGCGAGAAGUACCUCACGCAGCAGAUUCUUCACGAAUACGAGCUGUGCAAGUUACGGCAGAAGCUGGACGAGAAGAAUCAGUGCUCCGAGGUGGCCAAAGAAGUUAUAGCCUCAGAAGGGAAGGCCCAGCUGUCUGCCGCCAUGUAGCGGCUCCUCUACCGCACCCUGGGACACGAUGCGUGCA
Messenger RNA from Bufo bufo (common toad), 2856 nucleotides. RefSeq names its product anoctamin 5 (gene ANO5). Gene Ontology annotation, biological process: chloride transmembrane transport. NCBI's taxonomy places the organism in Eukaryota, Metazoa, Chordata, Amphibia, Anura, Bufonidae. Gene Ontology annotation, molecular function: chloride channel activity; protein dimerization activity. Gene Ontology annotation, cellular component: plasma membrane. The record is from RefSeq and is a predicted model, not a curated record.